Molecule: messenger RNA, 2154 nt
Organism: Tachysurus vachellii
Lineage: Eukaryota; Metazoa; Chordata; Actinopteri; Siluriformes; Bagridae
Product: hepatic sodium/bile acid cotransporter-like
Exons: 6
Coding region: 169-1269 (366 amino acids)
Biological process (GO): bile acid and bile salt transport
Cellular component (GO): membrane
Molecular function (GO): bile acid:sodium symporter activity
Source: RefSeq, a predicted model, not a curated record
GAAGAAAAAAGGGGGAGUAGAGAAUGUGUUAGAGAAGAGUAAGAGUGAGUUAGUUAGAGUGAAAGAGGGAGAGAGAGAGAGAGAGAGAGAGAGAGAGAGAAAGAGAGAGGGAGAGAUUUUUGAGGUGCAUCACAUGUGUAAAAUAGCUUUACACAGAAUAGCACAGCGAUGAACACGACGGAAGAAUACCAAAGACAUGCCAGCUACAGCUUUAACUACAGCCAUGACAAUGACACAUCAGGAAAUGGCACUGUUGGAGGUUUCCAGUCUCCCUUCUCUCCAGUCAUGGACAAAGCCAUGAACGGCAUCACAAUAAUCAUCCUCUUUAUCACUAUGAUUUCUCUGGGCUGCACCAUGGAAAUAGAUAAGAUCAAGCAGCACAUUGUCAGGCCGAGUGGAGUGGGCAUUGCGGUGUUGGCUCAGUUUGGAAUAAUGCCUCUCACAGCCUUCUGUCUGGCAAAGCUCUUCCAGCUGGGGCCCAUUGAGGCCAUCACCGUACUCAUCUGUGGAUGUUGUCCUGGAGGAAAUCUCUCUAACAUUUUUGCUUUAGCGCUCCGAGGCGACAUGAACUUAAGUAUUGUGAUGACCACAUGCUCUACAGUUUUGGCACUGGGUGCAAUGCCCCUUCUCCUGUAUCUGUACUGCCAGGGGUUCUCUGGUCUGGAGAAGGCAGUUCCCUUCACUGGGAUAAUCAUUGCGCUCCUCAUGACCCUAGUGCCCUGCGCUGUAGGAAUCGCCAUCAACCACUGGGCACCACGAUACUCUCAAAUCGUGAUUAAGGCUGGUCUUAGCAUCUUGCUAAUAGCCACUGUGGCGAUUGGUGUGAUGUGCAGCAUCGCCUUAGGAGCAACAGUAUGGAUUGUGCUCUCUCCUCAAAUACUGGCUGUGGCUUUUCUCAUGCCUUUCAUAGGCUACCUGUUAGGCUACACCAUGUCCAUCAUCUUCAAGCAGAAUGGCCCGUGCAGGAGGACGAUCGCUAUGGAGACCGGCUGUCAAAACAUCCAGCUGUGCUCAACGAUUUUAAAAGUGGCUUUCCCUCCAGAGGUUAUUGGACCCCUGUUUCUCUUCCCACUGAUUUAUAUCGUAUUUCAGGGUGCUGAAGCUCUAUUCCUCAUCUUCCUCUUCAGAAUGUACCAUAGGUUUAACCCCUCAUCUGAAAGUGAGACAUCUGGCCAGUUGGUUAAAGAUCCCAUAAAGAAAGCUGAAUAUGUGACAGUGGACAACACAGUGGAGGUGGUGAAAGUUUCUUCAUCUGGAAUGCAUGAAUGAACUGGACAAAAAUCAAGCACCAAGAUGAUCGACAGGAUGAAGGGCAAAUGUGUGAACUACUGGUUACCUUCAAGAGCAGAAUGACCCGAUUAGACAUUGGAAGGAAUUGUAUAAUUUAAAAAAUUAUAAUAAUAAUAAUAAUAACUGCCCAGUUCUGGAACAAGAUUCUUUAGACAGAUGAAAUCAAGAUUAACAUGUGAGCUGAAUGAUAAGAAGAGAAAAGUAUGGUGAAGGAAAGGAAGGGCUCAUGAUCCAAAGCAUACCACAUCAUCUGCCAAACAUGGUGGAGGCAGUGCUAUGGGAAUAUUUAGCUGCCAGUAUGAUUGGCUCGCUGGUGUUUUAUUGAUGAUGUGACUGCUGAUGUGUGUGAAGUGUCUAGAGCUGCUAUACCUACUGCUCGGAUUCAGUCAAACAAAAAAAUCUUACCGCACUUCACAGUACAGAUGGAUAAUAACCCAAAACAUACCACAAAAGUAAUCCAAUAGCUUCUUAAAGCAAAUAAAUGGACUUCAGACCUGAAACGUCACCUGACCCGAGCACGCUGAUAACUGAAGACUAAACCACAGGCUCAAAGACUCACAAACAAGCAGCAACUGAAGACGGCUGCAUUAAAGGUACAGCAAAGGGAGAAAACUCAACAUUUAGUGAAAUCGAUGGGUUCCCUGACUUCUGAGAAUCCAUGACUACAGAGGAUUUGCAUCCAAGUAUUAAAAAUAAUCCUUAUAUUUAUAACCAAGUUAGUUUGUCCAUUUACAUUUGAAACUGUGAAAAUAGAGGAACUAUGUAAAAAAAAAAAAAAAUGGCUGUAAUGCCUAAACAUUUCGUGUGAAAUGUUUGGUGACCCUUUGAAUUAAAGCUGAAAGGCUACACUACACUACACUUCAA